AUGGAACCAGCAGUGCAGUACAGAUACUCUGUACAGGAAUUUGACCGUAUGAUGUGGUUGCGGCUGAACUUCUUCGGACCUAAUCCAGCUGAGAAAUCCGUGAAGUUCGUGAGGAGUCUAGUAUUCAAGACUCUGCUGUACCGGGCAGAGGGUGACGGUCAGCUGCCACG
Molecule: messenger RNA, 170 nt
Organism: Pelobates cultripes (western spadefoot toad)
Lineage: Eukaryota; Metazoa; Chordata; Amphibia; Anura; Pelobatidae
Source: the annotation of a GenBank genome assembly